AUGGGACAUAUAGGCUACGAAGCAUCCGCUCGCUCCGGCAACGCGGUUUGCGCUUUCAAUGGGACUGGUUACACACUCUCCGGGUUGACGAUGUAUAUACCGGAGACAACCCUGUGUGAUGAUCUACUCCCCAAGUCUCCAUCCAUGGAUGAAAUGGAUAAUGAGGAAGCGCAAGCGGUAAACAAAAGACAAGAUGAACCUGAGCCGGAAACAGCUCCGCCUUAUGAGACGCCCAUACGUUCAAAUUUGCCCAUACAUUCAAAUUCUUUAAGGGACUCUCAAUAUACGAUUCCCAGGCAGCGUGAUAUCGCCUUGCAAAAUUUACCUCGUGCGGCCAUGCUACCUUCGAUCCCGGUGCCUGCUCCGAGCGAUGUGAGAGACCACAAUAGUCCCAUUUGCUCGAAUCCUUGGACGAGAGAUACAAGAACAGGUGAUAGAAUGACUUUAGAUAUCGUGCUCGUGGUCCCUACGCAGAGGAUUGAUGUCGCGAACUCGCUGUCCCAGCCUUCGUCUUCUGUGGUGUGGGCGACACAGCCCGCCCAUAUCAGUUCUCCCAUGGUCACUUCAGAUGGCGGUGAUAUUUUUCACAGUUCCGUGAAACCAACUGUGGCAACUGGGUCCUAUUCUGUGGCCACUAAUGGUGGUCAGAGUGGUGAGGGCCGGACGUUGAAUGGCAGUGAGACGCUUGGGAUGGGUUUGUCGAAUGGGGCCGGGUACCUGAAUCUAAGGACAGUGGUUGUUGUCGGUAUUUUCACUUUACUGCUGUGGACUUUUGUUUUUAUUCAAUGUAUUUAG
Molecule: messenger RNA, 795 nt
Organism: Aspergillus versicolor CBS 583.65
Lineage: Eukaryota; Fungi; Ascomycota; Eurotiomycetes; Eurotiales; Aspergillaceae
Exons: 1
Coding region: 1-795 (264 amino acids)
Source: RefSeq, a predicted model, not a curated record